AUGUGUUGCUUUGAAAGCUGUGUUUUCUCCAAAUGAUAGGAUCUGCAGAGAAUGAGAGGUGCCACAUGCAAGGUGUUGUUGUUGUGCCGAGAGAGGAACCAAUGACUUUGUGUUGACAGCAGAAGUGUUCAGGAUACAGCGGGUCGUUUCGGCAAUCUUUCCAUUCUGCUUCAGCAAGCAGAGGAGGACGAGGAUCAUCAGGAAAGAUGUUCUUCGUGGCAGGGGCCAAAAAUACGGCCGGAUCAAGCAGAGGAAAUGAAAGGAGAUCGAUUUACCAGAAAUUCCGUGAGGUAGAUUUAUUGGACAAGAAGAAGACAGUGACAGCCCUAAAGCCCGGUGAAGAUCGGGCCAUUCUUCUGGGUCUUGGAAUGAUCCUCUCCUCCAUCAUGAUGUACUUUGUCCUGGGGAUCACCAUUUUACGCUCCUACGCAGACAGUGUAUGGACAGAGGAGGGUGUGUGUGUUGUUCUCAACUCCACGGUCACAGCAGACAUGAACUGUUCCUACAACUGUGCGUCAGACUGCUGGAGAGUCUCCAAAUACCCCUGUCUGCAGGUCUACGUGAGCGUCAAUAACACGGGCCGUGUCAGCCGUUUAUCUCACAAUGAAGAGACCCAGGACGCCAGCUCUGAAUGUUUCUAUGUGCCCAGGUGCCAGAAGGACAGCGCCGCCAUGUACGCCAUGAUCAUGAAUAUCUCUGAUCAUCUGAAGGUGAACCAGCAGGUCCCCUGUUACUACGACCCCAGCGAGCAGCAGGAGACCGUACUCCUGACCCGGCUGUACGACCACAGCGUCGUCUUCCACUCGCUGCUCUGGCCCUCCUGCAUGCUCACAGGAGGGACCCUCAUCAUAGUGAUGGUUAAGCUCACACAGUACCUCUCCAGGCUGUGUGAAGAGAUAGGGAAGAUCAAGAGGUGAAAUACGUGCAGCAACUGUCAAAGCCCAGCAUAUGGCGGUUUGGUGAUGGACACGCGACAUGAAAGGGAUUGUUUUAACCAAAUGACCUCACCGUGACCUCUUGCAAACUUUCCUCUUUGGCUGAGACAUUCGGAACAGCUGACUUUCACUCCGGAUCGAGGAUGUGACUGUUUAUAAAAGUGGACUGAAUGUUCCACGGCGGAAAGUGUCAAGACUUGUAACUGGCUGUUACAGGGAAAACUAUGACCGGAUUUUGCAUGGUGUUAUGGCAUUAUAAAAUGUUUUGAGGGUACUUGUUUACAAGAAAGUUUUUCCUGCCUGUAAGUUUUAAAUAUAGUGUAUUAUGAGUGUGUGUUUGCUAUGUCACAUGAUAUAUAUGACAACACCACUGUAUAAUCUAAACAGACAGAGCAAAACACUUCUUUCUUUCCAAAAAUGUCCUGUUUGUGGUCGUUUGUGCUGACAAAUAAUAUUCAGCACUUUCUCAAACUUUCCUAUUUUUUGAUUACCAUAUAUGACUGUUUGCUGAAUAAUGAUGCUUUUUUUUUUUAU
Messenger RNA from Thunnus maccoyii (southern bluefin tuna), 1469 nucleotides. RefSeq names its product calcium-activated potassium channel subunit beta-2-like. NCBI's taxonomy places the organism in Eukaryota, Metazoa, Chordata, Actinopteri, Scombriformes, Scombridae. Gene Ontology annotation, biological process: potassium ion transport; detection of calcium ion. Gene Ontology annotation, molecular function: calcium-activated potassium channel activity; potassium channel regulator activity. The transcript has 5 exons. Bases 207 to 917 code for a protein of 236 amino acids. The record is from RefSeq and is a predicted model, not a curated record. Gene Ontology annotation, cellular component: voltage-gated potassium channel complex; membrane.